GCGGAUGUUUCUUGUGUGAGCAGCACUCAAACUCACCGCUGUGCGUCUUUACGCUCAGAGAUCAUCCACUCCUGAUCCCCCCUCACGCACUCUGCGCUCUGUCUCUGUUUCUUUUCCCACAGCAACCUCACCUGCGAAGCCACAGCGGAGGACAGCGGACACUUUGCUGACUGACGGACCCAAAAAAAAAAAAAGAGACAUCUCGGUGCACUUUCACUAUGGAGGAGAGCCGAGAAGAGUAACUUAGUGUAGCCUUUUACAGCACCUAAAACCUGACUGCAAGAGAGGAAAGCGAUCUUCACAAUGAGCCGAUAAAUUCCUGCUUUCUUUGGAGAGUGGAUUGACCAUCUCCUAACAGUUGAGGAGACGAACAGAGAGGCCGUUACUCGCUUAUUUGAGUCCUCAGAUGGACCAAGUGCCCUCGGCACUGGCCGCUAAGAUGCGCUGGAUCACGCUGGUGCUUGCCGGCUUGACUUUCUGGGGCAAAGUGACUAUUUGUAACUGUUUCGACUACGAGGAGCCAGACUAUGAUUACUACGAGGAGGAUAAAGCGGAGACCAUUGACUACAAAGACCCGUGCAAAGCUGCUGUAUUCUGGGGUGACAUCGCUUUAGAUGAGGAGGACCUGCGCAUGUUUCAGAUCGACAGAACGAUAGACCUCACACAGCACACACACAUGCGCACACAUUCCCGACAGGGCCACACAUCUGGUGGUCUGGAGGAACAUGAAACUGCAAAGAAGAGAGGAUCGUUAUAUCUGCUGCUGGAGAGAAUACGCAGGUUUGGCUUUGACUAUCUCCCAAAGAACUCCAGCAAGGGAUCUACUAGUCCUAAGAGCCAAACCGGGAAAGGCGGGAAGACGGGUAAUGUGGUGAAGAGUCGAAUCCCCCGAGCAGCCACAUCCCGAGCCGAGAGGAUAUGGCCUGGAGGAGUAAUUCCCUACGUCAUUGGAGGAAACUUCACUGGUAGUCAGAGGGCUAUGUUCAAACAGGCCAUGCGUCACUGGGAGAAACAGACGUGUGUGACGUUUAUCGAGAAGACGGAUGAGGAAAGCUACAUCGUGUUCACCUACAGACCCUGUGGGUGUUGUUCCUAUGUGGGUCGUCGUGGCAAUGGGCCCCAGGCCAUCUCCAUAGGGAAGAACUGCGACAAGUUUGGCAUCGUGGUGCACGAACUGGGUCACGUCAUUGGCUUCUGGCAUGAGCACACGCGGCCUGACCGUGACGAUCAUGUGACCAUCAUCAGGGAUAACAUCCAGCCAGGCCAGGAGUAUAACUUUCUCAAGAUGGAGCCGGGGGAGGUCAACUCUCUGGGGGAGCCGUACGAUUUUGACAGCAUUAUGCACUACGCCAGGAACACCUUCUCACGGGGGAUGUUCCUCGACACCAUCCUUCCAUCCAGAGAUGAAAAUGGGGUUCGGCCUGCUAUUGGCCAGAGGACCAGGCUCAGUAAAGGAGACAUUGCACAGGCAAGGAAGCUGUAUAGAUGUCCAGCAUGCGGAGAGACACUCCAAGAGUCAACAGGCAACUUCUCGUCUCCUGGUUACCCCAACGGAUACCCUUCAUACACACACUGUGUCUGGAGAAUAUCUGUUACACCUGGAGAAAAGAUUGUCCUGAACUUCACCACCAUGGAUCUGUAUAAAAGCAGUCUGUGUUGGUACGACUACAUAGAGGUUCGGGAUGGAUACUGGAGGAAAGCUCCACUCCUCGGCAGGUUUUGUGGUGAUAAAGUCCCUGAUGUAUUGAUCUCCACUGACAGCAGGAUGUGGAUUGAGUUCCGUAGCAGCAGUAACUGGGUGGGAAAAGGCUUCGCUGCUAUUUAUGAAGCGAUCUGUGGAGGUGAAAUCACCAAGGACUCAGGACAGAUUCAGUCUCCAAACUACCCCGACGACUACAGACCAUCCAAAGAGUGUGUGUGGAGGAUCACCGUGUCCGAGGGCUACAACGUCGGACUCAGCUUCCAAGCUUUUGAGAUCGAGAGACAUGACAGCUGUGCCUACGACUACCUUGAGGUCAGAGACGGCCCUCUAGAGACAAGCCCACUGAUUGGUCGAUUUUGUGGCUAUGACAAACCCGAGGAUGUGCGUUCCACUUCUCACACCUUGUGGAUGAAGUUUGUCUCAGACGGGACGGUCAACAAGGCCGGCUUUGCUGCAAACUUCUUCAAAGAGGAGGAUGAGUGUGCCAAGCCAGACAAUGGUGGAUGUGAACAGAGGUGUGUAAACACUCUCGGCAGCUUCAAGUGUGCCUGUGACCCCGGCUAUGAGCUAGCUCCUGACAAGAAGAGCUGUGAAGCUGCAUGUGGCGGCCUUCUCUCAAAGCUGAACGGGACCAUCAGCACUCCCGGCUGGCCUAAAGAGUAUCCACCUAACAAGAACUGUGUGUGGCAGGUGGUCGCUCCCACUCAGUACCGCAUCUCCAUGCAGUUUGAGGCCUUUGAACUGGAAGGAAACGAGGUGUGUAAAUACGACUAUGUGGAGGUACGGAGUGGCCUCUCCUCCGACUCAAAGCUGCAUGGUAAAUACUGUGGCACGGAGGUCCCUGAAGUCAUCACGUCUCAGUACAACAACAUGAGGAUUGAGUUCAAGUCAGACAACACCGUCUCUAAGAAAGGCUUCAAGGCUCACUUCUUCUCAGACAAAGAUGAGUGCAGCAAGGACAACGGAGGCUGCCAGCACGAGUGCAUCAACACAGUGGGCUCUUACGUUUGUCAGUGUCGCCACGGCUUUGUACUGCAUGAGAACAAACAUGACUGUAAGGAAGCUGAGUGUGAGCAUAAAAUCCACAGCCCCAGUGGGACCCUGAGCAGCCCCAACUGGCCGGACAAGUAUCCCAGCCGUAAGGAGUGCACCUGGGACAUCACAGCCACGCCAGGACACCGAGUCAAGAUUACCUUCAAUGAGUUUGAGAUCGAGCAGCAUCAGGAGUGUGCGUACGACCAUCUGGAGGCCUUCGAUGGGGACAGUGACACGGCAGCCAUCUUGGGUCGAUUGUGUGGCAGUAAGAUCCCAGAGCAGCUGGUCUCCACCGGCAACAAGAUGUACCUCCGCUUCAUUUCUGAUGCUUCAGUGCAGAGGAAGGGUUUCCAAGCUACACACUCAACAGAAUGUGGAGGUCGUUUGAAAGCAGAAGUUCGUCAGAAGAACCUCUACUCUCACGCUCAGUUUGGAGACAAUAAUUAUCCAGGCCACACUGACUGUGAUUGGCUGCUAACAGCUGAACAGGGCUACGGCAUAGAGCUGACCUUCAUCACCUUUGAGGUAGAGGAGGAAGCUGACUGUGGUUAUGACUAUAUCGAGCUGUACAACGGGUACGACGCCAACUCACAUCGACUCGGUCGCUUCUGUGGUUCAGGGCCCAGGGAGGGGAUCUACUCACCCGGCGGAGCUAUGCUGAUCCGUUUCCACAGCGACGACACAAUCAGCAAAAAGGGCUUCCACAUCCGCUACACGAGCACCAAGUUCCAGGAGAGCCUUCACACUCGGAAAUGACCUCAGAUGACCCCGCGAUCUCUGACCUCUGUGCAACCCUGACCUUCACCAUGGCAAUGAGGAAAGUACAGCCUGUCCCCUCUUUUUGGACACUACAGGCAGAGGUGGACGCUUGCCAGGCACGGGAGGAAGACAACACUCAAAACAUUCGUCUCUCUUUGUGGCUCCGUAUCUCAUUCUGAGAUGGGAAAAAACAACAAGAUUUCAAAAUAAGAGCUUUGACUAAUGAGGGGAAAAACGCCAAGGAUUGAGCGGAGGAGAUUUAUCAUCGGACAUCAAGGUCCCCUCAGCGUGGAGGGAGGGUUGCUGAACGUGCAAACUUGUUUACUGAGACACUCUAACGCUGCGAAUACAGAAUAAAAGAGUACAAACACAUAAAUGUACUAGAUUAAUAUUCAUAAUUAUAAACUAUGGAUGCUUGAGGAAGUAAGGCUUCAAAACAAAAAGAAAAUGCCUCCAAAAAGGGAGUUUUUCCCGACUCCUUGAUCCUUGAACUGUGCGACUUACUGUGAUCAGACGGCUGCUCAUACCCACACAAGCUCUACAGACAUUUUUAUUGCCUUUGAUGCCUGGGAACUGGUCUGUUUAACCCAGCUCAGAAUGGCUGCAGAUGAUUUUAUUUCAUGUCUUAUUGUAAAAAAACAAACAUUGUGUUUACUGUUUGUGUGUGUGUGUGUGUGUGUGUGUGUGUACAAAGAAAGAAACUAAAGGCUGAAUGCCGUCAUGUUGCCCUUUUUGCUUAAAGCUUCUGCUGACGACCAUCAUGUAUGGAAAUGAAAAACUGGAGACUUUACAAAUGAUCUGUGAUGCUAAUGUUAAGCCUUGCAUUAUGUUUUGUGCAUUUUUUUAAGUAUCAAGACCAUCUUGGAACAAACGGAGCAACUUUUUAAGGAUGUUUCCACCUCAACCUCAACACCCAUCCUUUUUUUUUCCAAGUGGAUGUCGGAAAGGGAAUAUUUUCACAGCUGUCUCUCGGAGUGGCACGAUUCUGACUGAAGGAGAGAUUCCCAUGGUGCUAAAAAUACAAACUACACUGACUGACAGACGACUGCCGAUAGAAGCAAAGUCUUUGAGUCGGAGACGCAGUCGGCGUGCAAACAGCAUCAACAGCACUAGUCCUGUGGAACUACAACAUUGCCUUAGAACCAAAAUGUAUGCUAUCAGAGGCUGCUGUGGUGUGUCAGCUGAGUGAUUUUUGAGGUUUUUCGGCAGCGCAUUUCAAUUUAUUUGGAUUUCUGAAUGGUCUUAUGGUGAAAAACAAAACAUGGGAAAUGUAGUCUGUAUGUGAGAUAGAGUGUCAAUGGUGCAUGCGUGUUUGUGUGUCAUUUUUGUAGCUGCUCUCAGAGAAACAAACACAAACGCUCACACAUCCACUGAAACACACGACUCAUUGGUGUGCUUUUUACCUGAACACAUACUUCUGUCUCCCUUCUGUGUAUUUGGAGCUAGGAGUAAAGCGAGGUGCUUUAAACAUGAAGGAAAACAAGGUGCACGCAGGCUGCAUCGUUUCUGUGAUCAAAUACAAAUGUGUAAGUGUGUGUUAUAGAAGAUUCUAGAUGAGUAAUGUGAGUGUAUGACUGUAAACUGUGUUUUUUAAGUUGAAUCUUUCAUCACUGUAUGUGCCAAUCUCCAGGUGACCCUGACCCACUGUAGUUUUGUUUUAUCAUUCCACCUCAGUGUCUGUAGCUCAAGAGACACUGACAUGACAUCCUCUGCAUCAGUCAUUAAAAUACACACAGCUUAUAAAAUGA
This is a messenger RNA of Cheilinus undulatus (humphead wrasse), 5244 nucleotides long. It is a transcript of the gene tll1, whose product is annotated as tolloid-like 1. Gene Ontology annotation, biological process: proteolysis. Gene Ontology annotation, molecular function: metalloendopeptidase activity; calcium ion binding; zinc ion binding. The record is from RefSeq and is a predicted model, not a curated record. The transcript has 21 exons. Bases 407 to 3493 code for a protein of 1028 amino acids. NCBI's taxonomy places the organism in Eukaryota, Metazoa, Chordata, Actinopteri, Labriformes, Labridae.